ACACGGUGGUUAGUUUGGUUGAUAUUACGCGUAAAAUCCAGCCAAUAAUUGAUAGGAUCGUGCACGACGCUUGAAACGCGAUAUUUAUUUAAGUCGGUAGCCUCAAUCAGAAUCUCACACAAAACGCGUCAACGAAGACUCCCAAGGCGGCUUCUCUCAUCGAUACCCUCUUCUUCACAGCUUCCUCCUUUCGGUUUCUUGUGUCGCCGGUAAGGCCAUUCGAAACCUCUGAAACCCAUCGAGACGCAGCCACCGUCUAGGGUUUUGUCCCUCCUGCUUUUCCUUGCUUAGUUGCUUUCUUGUUUGUUUUCUUCUCUGAUUUUUUUUCCCCAAAUUGAUAGCAAUCGCUGUUGAUUCUAUUGAGAAAGAAGUAUAAUUAAUUUUUGCUGUUUAGUUUUUUGUUCCGGUUGCUGAUUAGGGUUGCGUGAAUCAUUGAUAAACAAAUCGAAUCCUCCUAUUUUUGGGGCUAGGGUUUGGAACUUUGGGAUUUUUAGGGUUUCGGUUUGAAAUUCAUAUUUUCUUCGAUUAUUGAUUGCUUAUUGAGAGCGCUUGUGCUUGUGCUUGUGCUUGUCAAUCACAUGGCGGCAGGAAGAAAAAGUGUUUCUCUGAGGCGAGAAUCUUACAAAUAUGGUUCCACCAAGGGUUUUGAUGAUAGGAGUGGUUCUUUCGGCGUGGAAGUGGGUGGAUCGGGAUCUCGCUACCAUCACGUUAUCCGUUCUGAACAGAAUGGGUUUCAUGGUGGGAAAGAGGAGAGAGAGCAAGGUGAAAUCUGUGUUGAGCAUGUCUCUGGUUUGCCACCGCCAGAGAAGAAAAGAAAAUUUUCUCCAAUCAUAUGGGACCUAGCAGAGGAGGGAGUAAGAAUCUCUUCAGAAAGCAAGCUCUCGAAGGUGGCAGUUAUCUCUCCCCCUCGUCCUUCUCCAUCGAGUAAUCCUGGAGCCAAUGAUGCUUUUUAUGGGGAUGUUAUGGAGGUGUGUUCCCCAAAUUCCUCUCAUAUGUUGCCUCAAAAAUAUUUCCAAAACAAUAACCAAGAUGUGGAGGGAGAGAAUGAGGUGCAAAUGUGGACCAUCACAAAGUCAAGAUGGGCUUGUGAUGAUGGUCUUUCGCCAAUUGGUGCUGAUGAUAAACACCAACAUGGGAAAGGGAGCUCCAGUCCUGAAACAGGUGAGUUCCAAAGAGAAUGUUCAGAGAGCACUGUCACUAGAUCAUCAGGAGGCAGUGGAAGAGAUCAUUAUCUGAGCCCAUCUACCGAUGAUACUGAUUCUAAAAAGGAUUUCCUUAUGGACUCCAUGGACGAUGUUGAGGAACAAAGUGAUGUCAGUGAUUCUCCGGCAGAUUCUGAGAAUGGUGGUUUGAUACAUGUGCAGAGAAAUAUAAACAUGCUUCAGAGUUGCAGAAGUGUGUGCGAGUUUGAGAUGAUUAAGAAAAUAAAUGAAGGAACUUAUGGUGUUGUCUAUAAAGCUAGGGAUAAGAAAACUGGAGAAAUAGUAGCAUUGAAGAAGGUGAAGAUGAACAUAGACAGGGAUGGCUUUCCGUUGUCGUCCUUGAGGGAAAUAAACAUUCUCUUGUCUUUCAAUCAUCCCUCUAUUGUGAAUGUUAAAGAAGUAGUUGUUGAUGAUUUUGAUGGUACUUUCAUGGUAAUGGAGUAUAUGGAAUAUGACCUCAAGGGGCUGAAGGAGGUAAAGAAGCAGCCCUUUAGCAUGAGUGAAAUCAAAUCCUUGAUACAGCAACUUCUUGAAGGUGUCAGGUAUCUCCAUGAUAAUUGGGUUAUCCAUAGGGACUUGAAGACAUCAAACAUUCUUGUGAACAAUGAAGGGGAGUUGAAAAUAUGUGAUUUUGGGUUGUCAAGGCAGUAUGGAAGCCCACUGAAGCCAUACACUCCUGUUGUGGUUACGCUAUGGUAUAGAGCACCUGAACUAUUAUUGGGUGCAAAAGAAUACUCAACAGCAAUUGACAUGUGGUCAGUGGGUUGCAUAAUGGCUGAAUUAAUUGGCAAGGAACCUCUGUUCAAGGGUAAAAGUGAACUUGAACAACUUGAUAAGAUUUUUCGAACCCUGGGUACACCAAAUGAGAAAAUUUGGCCAGGAUUAUCUAAUUUACCUGGUGCUAAAGCAAAUUUUGUUAAGCAACCGUAUAACAUGCUAAGGAAGAAAUUUCCAGCCACAUCUUUUACUGGUUCAACUGUAUUAUCUGAGUUGGGAUUUGACUUGUUGAAGAAGCUGCUUACUUACGACCCUGAAAAGAGGAUAUCUGCAGAAGAUGCUCUCCUUCAUGAUUGGUUUCAUGAAGUGCCACUUCCCAAAUCUGAUUUCAGGCCUAUUUUUCCUUCUUGGCGGUGCUAGGGCAGGUACUUUUGCUGGAUGCAUGAAAUGCCAAGAACAGUGCUAUUUUUACCUCAUUUUUUCCAACUUUGUCUCUUACCAAGUUAAUGAUCAUAUACAAUGAUACGAUUGCAAAAGACAGGGUAAUGGACUCCGUUAGGCUCUUAUUUGUUGUAAAUUAGAAGCGGCAGAUUGAUGUGUAUAGACCUGAGAAGGUAUGGAAUUAUAGCUGAUUUUUUUUUUUUUUUUCUCUACUGGAACUCCAUGUACUUUGCCAGUGAAAAUGAUGUACACAUAUUUCAGGGCAUUCAGUAAUAAAUGAUGAUUUUUUGCUAUGGUAUGUUGUUAUCCUGUACUAUCUAUCUAUUUCCAGUUUUUCACAAUGGUUCCUUUUGGCUGUCCCACUGAAUUGGGGGCAUCAAAUUUUGUUAUUUUUUCCACGCUUAAUUUUUCCACCAGGUUAUCGUUGUGCCAAGCACUGGUAGCUGUUGGAUAUGUAGAAAAAUAAAUCAAUUGCAGGAAAUUUUCAUUUUCAACUUGGCCAACAGGUAAAGAUGUCAGUUUUUCAAUUUGAAAGUUGCUGGUCCCUGAUAUAAAAUGAUAUUGCAUACUAGGUUUAGAAAGAAAAGAGAGUGUUUAGCUUCCAUAUUCUUCCCCAUUUCUGCAAUGUUUCAUUUCCCUUCACAGAAAUGGUCUUAAAUACUUAAAUUAACAAGAGGUUGAAAUGAGUUUGCAUGCCAGUAAAUGGGUUAUAAGGCAGGGUUUAGAAAUAAGCUUUGUGGAGCUGCCGAGGUCAGAGCUAGGUGGUGGUGAGAAGAAAAAAGAAGAAGGGGUUUACCGUUGGAGGAGGGGUUGCAAGGAUGCGAAGUCCGCUACCAAAGUUUCCGAAGGAAUAUUAGCACUCCAGUUUGUGCCUGUACCACUGCUGCAAUUGGUGGGUGUUUGUAAUUUGAUCCAGUUCAAUUUAAGUUGCUAUGAUAUGAGGAAGAGUGAGUCAUUUAUUUUUCGCAUUGAAAUUCCCGUGGUGUUGGUAAUUUAUCGUUUAUUACGAAAUCUGUUUACGCUUGUGAAGAAAUGCUGAUCCGAUGGAAUAACUUGUUUGUCUGAAAAAGACAUGUACGUGUAAAGAUUUGAUUUAAUUUGUGAUAUAUAACACCCACAAGUCAGAAUAUAGCUAAAAUCUACUAUCCGUGGAUAUAAAAACAUAUAACAAAGUAUUAAAAAUUGAACUUGCAACCUGCGCCAGCUCAUAAUGCAAGAUCUGAGCAUUAUGUUGCCGAUAAUUUGAUAUUUGCUCUGUUCAGCAUUUGGGUUUCAGCUUUCAAGUCCUGAUUGUCCCUGUAAAGGUUUGGAAUGGAUAAAAAUAUAAAAAUGUGCUUUUUUAUUUUCUUAAUUUAAUUUACAGUACUUUGAGGGGAGGAUUUUCAUGUGUUUCGUAUAUCAUAACUUUUAUAUUUCGGACAGCAUAAUUAAAAUAGGAGAAUACUAAAUUGCAUAAACCCAAACAUUUAAACACCUCAACUGGGUAUACUGUAAUGUCCUGCUGGCCUAAAUUUUUCUAGGCAAAGAAAACGAGAACGUAGAUUUUAUUGUUUCGGUUUUCAAAGAGGAAAGAAAGAUCUCGUGUAACUAUAAAUAAUAAAGUAUUUUAGGUUAUGUAUUCUGAUUCUUCAUGAGAAAGCAGGUAUGCAUAGGUAUCUUGAGAUAUUUAAUAAUUUAAAAUAAGAUUUCGGAUGCUC
Abrus precatorius (Indian licorice) is the source of this 4057-nucleotide messenger RNA. Its product is annotated as cyclin-dependent kinase G-2. The transcript is spliced from 5 exons. Lineage: Eukaryota; Viridiplantae; Streptophyta; Magnoliopsida; Fabales; Fabaceae. Gene Ontology annotation, biological process: protein phosphorylation; regulation of mitotic cell cycle. Bases 579 to 2339 code for a protein of 586 amino acids. Gene Ontology annotation, cellular component: nucleus. Gene Ontology annotation, molecular function: ATP binding; cyclin-dependent protein serine/threonine kinase activity. The record is from RefSeq and is a predicted model, not a curated record.